Messenger RNA from Monodelphis domestica (gray short-tailed opossum), 2747 nucleotides. The record is from RefSeq and is a predicted model, not a curated record. Lineage: Eukaryota; Metazoa; Chordata; Mammalia; Didelphimorphia; Didelphidae.
ACCUGCGAGACAAACAGAUUUGGGUUACAGUCAGCUCCCUGGGAAUGAAUUCACAAAGAAAGAGAAAGAAAAAGCCCUUGACUAGUGGCUCAGGGCCGGGGAGUAGGCUCUAGGAGCCGCAGCCCCAGCGCCGGUGGCGGGCUGGCAAGUGAGCCCACCCCGGAGGAGGCGACGUGCUCGCCCUCCCGGCGCCCAGCGGGUUACGUACUUAGGGCCAAAGCUUCACGGAGGUGCCUCCCCCUAAUCCUUGCCAGCAGCUGAGAGCCCCCCAGACCCCUCCCCCAGCAGCGGGUCACAGCGCAGGCCCUCCCGGGACAGGCACCUCCCUCCUCACCCGCCCCUUCCCGACUGCCCGCCCUGACACGGGAGGGGAGACCACCCGGAAAAAGAGGUCAGGGUUUCUGAACACCGAAGAAAUUCUACAUAAACUUCAGUGUCCCGCAAACCUCCCCUUAGGCGUGGGGGUGGGUAGGGAAGAACUGAACCUUCAAAGCGAGAUCCGCCCCACCCCCACAAAAAGCACAAGUUCUUGAGGAUUCGGUCAAUUGGUCCUCCUGUGGAGAUGAGUUACAGUUUCCGCCAAAACGAGAGUCUCGGAGAGACUAGUGCAGAGAAGCCCAGGGAGCAGCCCAAGACUGGGCACGGAGGAGGGAAGGAGGACCCUGACACAUCCGAGGGCGGCUUCUGCACCGCCGCCACCGCCGCCGCUGCUGCUCCAGAUGUGCCUGCCUGCCCGCCUGCCGCCAGCUCGGUCCCCCCUCCAGGGGCAGGCCCCCAGGUUCACCUUAGUCCCUCUCAUCCGCUGGGAGAUGGCCGGGGGGUGGGGGGCAGGGCGACCUCUUACCUCGACCCGCCCCUCAGGCCAAUCAAGCGACUAGGUGGGAAGGGAAACUCCCCGGCUGCUCAGAAACCUCCCACCUCACCUCGGGCUCCGCAGCCGCAGCCGUUUGGGGGUUGGUUUCUCCAGGCGGGAAUUAGAUUUCCUCCGCCCUCCCUAGAGGUAUUCCUCGGCUUCCCAAGAGGGAGAAAAAGGAAGGUUCAGGCCUGUCCCGAGAGGAAAAAAGGACUGUUCCCUCCUGUCCCGAAGCUCGACUGCUGAAGGGAUUUUUGUCCAUGCUCCGUCUUUUCUCUUUGGCACUAAAUACGGACUAUAUGGGCAGGAAAUCCUAGCGAAGAGCUGGCUCUAGAGGCGACCACACCUCGGCUUUCCAGUGAUUACCCAGACUGACGCAGCUUGAAAUCUUCCAUAGAAGCCUAAGGUAAUCACGUAGGGAAAAUCACUGAUUUCUGUUGGGAUUAUAUUUGGUUCUGUGAGUAUAAAUAUCUAUGAUGCAUAGGUUAUUUAAGUCUUAAUGAGAGUUUACUGUACUCUGGAAGGUGUCAGGUAAAAUGACCUAACUAAUCCCUUCUCUUCCCCCUACACAUUUUCCUACCAAAUUUCAUCAUUGUUGGAGUAUUUGAGUAUUAUGAAAGACAAUAUUGCUCAUAUAUCAAUUCUUUGGGUACAAAUGUUCAUUUUCCCCAUUAAGAGUUUUGAAAACAAAGCUCAAAAAACUCCAAUUCAGAUUUUGCCUUCAUAUGGCAGUCAAUAUUGGAGAACUAAACUGUUUAAAAUCUCCAUUGUAUUAAUGGAAAAACCUAGUAGGUGAUGGGAGGAGGAGGAAGUUACAAUUCUCUUAUUUGAGAGAAUUUAAGAUUUCAUUCAUAUGGCCUGACUAGUAAGCAAUUCUUUAGAAAGAUCGACCUAAAAAGUUAACAAGGAGGAUGAAGUGUGUCUAAGAUUAAUGAAACUAACAAAUGAAAGUGACUAUUUAGGGAAAAAAUACUCUUUCACAUGAUCAGAUUUUACUGCUUUUACCUAUAAACCACUGCAAGUCAGUUGUGAAGCUGAAGGGGAUCUGGGUUUGGAGACAAAGGGCGUUCGUUUCUUACUUUUCCCAUUCAUUAGAUAUAGGGUCUUCUGCAAUCCACUUAGACUUGUUUUCUUACCUGUAAAACGAGGGGGUUAGACUAGAUGAACUCUAAGUUUCCUUCUAGUUUUGUAUCUAUGAUCUUGUGAUCCAAGAGUUUUGGAGGUUUCUAGUAGAGUGACUGUUCCUGGCACUCAAAUUUAUUGGAGAGUUGAAAAGUCUCCCAAGAAGAAGUAGUGAGUUGAGGAAAGUGGCAGUGUUAGAUAAAGUCAGCCAAAAGUCACAAAAGAAUAACAAAGAACUGUAUAAUUUCCUUUCAAGAAAAAUAUAGAACUAUAUUUGUGUUUGAAUAAGAAAAGCCCCAAUAUAAAUGUAUUAUCAUAUACUGUGAAUAUGUCAUGCCAAGGAUGGAUUGGUAAGGAAAAUGGUAAAAUUUAUAACCACUACAUUCUCUGCACCAGUUUAGACUUUUACAAGAUAAUUUUAGGACAAUUUGUUUAUCUUCCAUGCCCAGCCCCCAAAUCUUUACACCAGUUGUCCCUACUCAGCUUAUCUGUAUUGUAUACUGCCAUGCCAUAGACACUACUUUCUAUUCCAGAAGUCAUGGUCAUAGAGUCAAUCCAUGUAGGGUCAGUUAGCUUUGCAAUGCAGAAAUCUAUUUCAGUGCUGUAUUCUACCCACCUAAAGUAGCCAGCAAAUCUCAUAAAAGUAGAUUGUUGAUAAUGAGGGAAACUAAGUUUGAAAAUGUAAAUAGCUCAGCACCAAUCACCCACACUGCAAACCAAGUGCAAACCAUAUUAACAGCAUAAUAUAUUUUUUCAACUUUCUUUUAUUUAC